Leptopilina heterotoma is the source of this 823-nucleotide messenger RNA. RefSeq lists its product as uncharacterized. Bases 133 to 660 code for a protein of 175 amino acids. The transcript has 5 exons. Lineage: Eukaryota; Metazoa; Arthropoda; Insecta; Hymenoptera; Figitidae. The record is from RefSeq and is a predicted model, not a curated record.
UUUAUAUCAUUCAGUGCAUAUCAUUCAGUUUGUGCUGUUACUUAAGAAAUUAAUUUUUGUCUAAUUCUUUUAUCAGACGUGCACUGGAUUUUUUUAGCAAGUUAUAGAGAUUUUUAAAAAAUUUACAUAAAGAUGUCUUACUCGCAUGCUACUAAACCUGAUUCUCGCAGUGACUGGCACCUUUACCCUAUUUCUUCACAUACUAAUGAGAGUCUCACUAAUAAAGAUGAGAAAACUGAAACAAUUGAAGUAGAUCCAGAAAUUGCAAAGGAUGUGUUUGAUUUUAUAAAGUACAAACGUAGAGCCAAAAUUAUUGCAGAUAAAAAAUCUGGAAAAAGGAUAAGAGAAGAACCAGAGGGAAUAGAAAAUAGACAGAAACGGGAGUUGAGUAACAUAAAUGAUAAACAAAAUUCCACUGAAUUAGGCGGUUUAUUGAUUGAAAAGGAGAGAGUUCAUCAAGAAAUAAAUCGCCUUACAACGGAAUUGAAGAAGUGCCUAAAAUGUCAGUCUCUUGUAAGAAGCAGAGCUGGUUUGUAUGACGAGAAACACAAACUUCAAAACAUGAUCAGUAUGCUUUUAAAUCCAUCUGAAUCUGAUUCGAUUUCGUCAUCUAAAUCACAGCUAUCAAAAUAUCAACCGUCUACAUCUAAACGAUCUUAAUUUGAAACUAAUAUUCUUGUAUUUUGAAUACACACUAUUUCAAAGAAACACAUCAUUAUAAUGUAUCAAUUUUUUUAGAUAAUUUCAUCUGAAGAGAACAAAAAAUUCGGUGUCGAAAAGAGUCAUUAAUUUAUGCUGAAAAUAAAUUAAAGCCAGUAGGCUA